GAACAGAGGUAGUCGUAUCUACACAUCUGCUGGGACAAUGAAAUGGCAAACCAAUUUUGAGACUGAAAAUUUUGAAUGAAGACAUCGUGUGGAAGUUAAAAUCAGCUGGGUAAUGAUGCUUUUACCACUGACGGAAGGCGACUUCGCUUUCUAGACUUUUCAGUCGACUAAUCGUAAGUCGACUUACAAAUCCCUAUUACUCUCGCCAAUUGUCAACAGCUGUUUCAAUCACAUUGGGGCCCGGCAGAGAAAAACUUCUAAAGGAGGAAUUAUCCAACAGAUUUCUUUCGAAACGAACAUUUUGUAUUAAAAUAUCGAAUAAAUAAAGUCUAUAUGAUUUCAACAAGUCUCGCAUUAAGGCAUAAUUCGGCCAAAUUAAACAAAUUGUGCUGUCAAGUGGAUAGAACAAAAUGUUUGAAGAAUUUUGCAACGACAGCUAUAGCUGCACAGCGACAUGGUUCUUCGUCUGGCGAUUCUAGUCAAAAUAACCCAGAGGAGAGACCGGUUUUGGGGCAGAAGAACAAUGCGCUUCAAAGGUCACAACAAUUGAUGGUGGUACGUUCCUUUAGCAGCAACAAAGAUGCAAAAGCACAAGACAAAGAAAAAAGGCCUCCAACAUCGACGGACUUGGAUCAUGCCUAUGGUGUGCUGAGAGAGUCAUUACCGAAACUUUUUAUCCAGCCUUUGGAUUAUUCCAUUUAUGAUCCAAAUUUGGAAUUUCAAAAUAACAUCACCGGCAAACAUACUGUGGGACUUUAUCACUAUGUGAAACAGAUAGCCCUGUUGCGUACGGUGGGUCACUUGAAGUAUGCCUAUGUUAAGUUUGAAGUACUAAAGAUUACCAAACAUCCGGAGGACUUUUCCAUUAAGAUACGCUGGCGUGUACGUGGUAUUUCCGGCCUAAAGGUUAUGUUGAACUUUUGGAAAUACAAACUUUGGGACAUCAAGGGCAUCUUUGAAAAUCAGGAAGCCUGGUAUGAUGGAUUCUCCAUACUGUAUUUGGGUGAUAACGGUCUAAUCUAUAAACACAUUGUGGACAAAGUAAUGCCCGAUCAGAAUACUGAGUUGGAUGAAAGACCCAAUGUCGUGGAGCCAAGUGGUAUGGCUGUAUCAUCGAAAAUUGGCUUUUCGGCAAAUGCCAAAGUAGCCGCAGCUGCUGCUGCAGUCGCCUCAGCAAAAGCGAAAAAGAAGUAAUGAUGUGGAAGUAGCAGUUGUGUGUAAAUUUUGUUAUGUUGUUUUCUCUCACUGCUAUUCUAGUGUAUAAUAAUAUAAGAAUUAUGCUUUUGAAGUAUAUACAUAUAA
This is a messenger RNA of Musca domestica (house fly), 1302 nucleotides long. RefSeq lists its product as uncharacterized. The coding region runs from base 334 to 1194 and encodes 286 amino acids. The transcript has a single exon. The record is from RefSeq and is a predicted model, not a curated record. Lineage: Eukaryota; Metazoa; Arthropoda; Insecta; Diptera; Muscidae.